This is a messenger RNA of Fomitopsis serialis, 2214 nucleotides long. RefSeq names its product autophagy-related protein 13-domain-containing protein. The record is from RefSeq and is a predicted model, not a curated record. Gene Ontology annotation, cellular component: phagophore assembly site; cytosol; extrinsic component of membrane. Bases 1 to 2214 code for a protein of 737 amino acids. Gene Ontology annotation, biological process: piecemeal microautophagy of the nucleus; autophagosome assembly; mitophagy. NCBI's taxonomy places the organism in Eukaryota, Fungi, Basidiomycota, Agaricomycetes, Polyporales, Fomitopsidaceae. The transcript is spliced from 5 exons.
AUGUCCAAUGAGACACAGAAGGCCGACCAGAUAACGUACAGGUUCUACACGAAGCUGACACUCGUCGUCCACCAUGCCAGGGCAACCUUGGAGGCACCGACAGAGGCCAAGGUCGACAAGUGGUUCAACUUGGAAACCCCAGACCCGGAGAUCUUCAGGGAGCAGACCCGUCUCUAUCGUAGUAUCUCGACCGUUCAGCCCGUACCCGCUUUCCAGCUACAGGUGCUCUUGUGCGUCCCGGAACUGGCGAGCAAUCAGGUCCUCGUCUACCAUGCCCCUAACUCAUCGCGGCUCCGCAUCGACCCGACGCCGACGUACGUCCUACUCGAGUCGUGGGACCUCAGCUUCCAGCCCGAGCAGCUGCACUCGCGUCGCGGCGAUGACCGCUCGGACAUCACACCACCAGCCAUCUACAAGCACGGUAUCUCGCUCUUCAGAGGCAUCUUCACGCUGCUGCGCAUACUCCCUGCGUGGAAGCUCGCGCGGCGCAGGCGGGCGGGCGGGACUCGGAACGGGAACUUCGGCAUUGAACUACGCAUCGCGGGGCAAGGGCAGAGCAGGGGGGAUAUCUUGGAUUUCGACACGCCACCUGCGCCAGGGGCCUCCCCGCUCGCGCAGGACGUGCACACCUUCGCGCCUAUCACGCACCCGACGGGGACGCUCUCGCUGUCUGUAACGUAUCUCACAACCCCGCACUUUGAGCUCGAUGCGCUCGAGUCGUUGCUGUCGUCGCGGUUCCUGUCGGACGAGGGCCCGGACUUUACGCCUACGCUGGUCAAGAACCAGCAGCGGGACUCGCUCUCGACCUCCCCCGGCAGCCUGCCCACGCGUACGUCAUUACCUCGCUCGCCGCCCUCUGCGUCAUUAGCGGACCGCUUCGUCGUCCCCCCGCCGAUGAGCUCGCGCACGACGUCGUUCCCGACCGUCGGCGGCAGCAGCCCCCGCAUGCCGAGUGUGGCGUUACCUUCCGCGAGUCCUCGCAUGCAGAAUGUGGCGUUGCCUUCUGUACGGCGGCUCUCUAAUGCUGGGAUGGGUGCAGGCUCUGCGUCAGGGCUAUCAGACGAGUCCUCACGGCAGGGCGCUGGCUCCAUUGGGUCAAGGGAUGACGGGCCAGGUGUGUCGGCGUUAGGCCCUCGGUUUCGGAAGGAGAGCCUCGGUGGAGGGCGGGGUACGGAGCAUUCGUCGGCUCAGGGAGCUUUGCCCAUUCGACGCCAGCCCAUGAACACUAUCAACCCCUUCAAGUCAUCGACCCUAUCCUCGGGCUCACCGUCGACACAUUCACCCUCACCGUCGCUCCGUCAGAACUCUCCGCUUUCCUCCCUGCCCGGAGGCCCGUCUCUUCCAUCUCGCCCUACCCAUACGUCGCCGACGUCGUCGCGUGCAGGCACAAGUGCUGUACCAGUCGCCGUGAAGAUGCCGUCUUCCCCUGUCACGCCGUUCCGACCAUCCCCGCCAUUCGCGCCGUCGAGCCUAGGUGACAGACGGUCAUUAGCUAGCGCUGAAGGGGUCACAGGCGGUAUUUCAGAGAGUCCCGGUGGUGCCAGGAAGCGAUACUCCAGCAGCUUCGGGCACCGGUAUGCCUCAACAGGAGGUGUGGGCAGCGAGGGCAGCGCAGGGAGUGGUCCAAGGGAAGGGGAACGUGUGGCUGGCGCCUCUUACCUGAGCGCGAACACGGAUGAUGACGAUAUCUCGGCGUUCGUGCAGGACAUCGACGCACGGAAACCGCUGCAGCGACUGCGCGAGCAGAGCGAAACCUCGCCGGCCGAGUCUCCGGUGGAACCCCAGGCUACAGCAGAGCCGGAGAGGCCGUCUGGCUUGCUCUCCCGCGCCCGCACGCUGUCGAUGCCCGAGCCGAUGUUGGCGACGGAGGCCGCGGUGGACGAGCGGCUGCGCGAGAUGAAAGGCGCGUUCGUGUCCAGCCUGCGGGGCCUCGACAGUCGGCGGCGCGCCAGGGGCGGCAUCCCAAGUCCGGGAGGGCGCUCAAAUGAUGCACGCGGUACGGGUGGCUCCCCCACUGAAGAGCGUCAGGGAGGUCUUCCCUUGGAUGGUGCUAGGAUCCCCCCUGCGAACACUGGGCUGCCCGCGACGUAUGUCCGGCCGAGGAUGGGUUCCACGGCGAGUGUCCGGUCUGGCUUCAGCGUCGCGUCGGGAGAGGUGCUGGGCAAGAUGGAUCCCGAGAUAUGCGACCAUCCUGGAAGAAGCGGCGCGCACUAG